ACGAAUACGUGAUGACGCAACACGUUCUUGGAGUUGUGUUUUUGCGAUGGCUCCCAUCAAAAUAAAACACAUCGUCUCGUUUACAUCACAGGAUAGUAAGAAUGGUGUGAAUAAUCUGUGUGAAGACGGUAACAGCAGCAGACCGUGGUUGUGCAGCGUCCAGGACCGCAGUGGAGUCCUCAGGGUGGAGCUACAGAUGGAGCGAGCAUCUGCUAUAGGAUUCAUUGAUGUUGGCAACUGUGGCUCUGCAUUCAUCCAGGUUGAUGUCGGCCGCUCCUCGUGGUCAUCAGACCAUCCAUAUGUCACCCUACUGCCCACUGCAACACUCAUGAGUCCAGUGGACUCGAAACAGGGCACUGGCCGCCAAAAUGUGCGCAUGUUUAAAAAAGCUGAUUUUCUCCUUCAGGCUGCUGAGGAGAGCUGGGACAGGCUGCGAGUCACCUGCACGCAGCCUUUCGACAAACGCUCACAGUUUGGUCUGUCUUUUCUGCGCGUCCGCACCACGGAAGACGAGGCUGAAGAUUCCUCAGUGCAACAUGACGAUAUUUCUGCCGAAAAUCUGAGCACACCAGAAAAGAUGACAUCCGUGAUGGAGUGGCUUUCCAGUCCGGCUAUCCAAAGCACAUUUUUUGGACAAAUCACGGGGGAUGUCUCCUCAGAUCGGCAAAGAAAUGCUGGGAGUUUGAGUCGGGCAGAGCGGAUGGUCAAAGCCGCCCACUCUAACAGACGCUCUUCGUCAACAUCCCCCAGCAGUUCUACAUCCAGCACAACACCUCCGAGAGAAGAUAACGUCAAAUCCCCAACAGGUGGAUUUAGGACUUCCAGCGAAAGGCCACUAAAGGCCCCUCGUGUGCAAAGGAAGAAGUCUAAGGCACGGCAGAGCCUUAUAAACAGUGGUGCUCCACAGAAGAGAUCCAGACCUACAGCAUCCACCCAUGAACCCAACUCAAUAAGCCCACACAGUAGUGUCCACCAGGCCCCUCAGGGCUCUCCUGAGACGAGAUGUCCUCUUUGUGGAGAAUCCUUCAGUCCCGAUUAUCUACCUUUCCAUGCCUCCACCUGCCUGGAGUCUGAUUCAGCGGAGCUCAUGGGAGUCAGGGAAACAGAGGUCAUGAGCUCACAGUACUCUUCUGUUUUUGGCUCUGGCGCAGAUGAGCAUAUGGUUCCAUGUCCUCUUUGCUCCUUCCGAUUCCCUCCAGACCGUAUUCAGCGGCACGCCAGCACCUGUGGCGACGCGGUAGAACCAGGUACUGUGUGGUUGAACCCAGAACAAUGGCGCGAGAUUGUGAACAAGAAGUUUCGCUUCCCUCCGGAGCUCCUCGGCGCCAUCCGAGAGGGCAACGUGAACAUGGUCUCUUCGCUCCUGAAGACGGGUGACGGCAUCAUCCGCCAGCUGGACGACUCUGAGGACAGGCUAUGGAGAGAAGCGCUGAACUUGUCCAUCCGACUGGGGAAUGAAGACACCAUGGACACCCUUCUCCAAGGGGUCAAGUUUGACUUCCGGCAGAUUCACGAAUCUCUUCUGGUGGCCGUGGACACCAACCAGCCUCGUGUGGUCAAGCGCCUCCUGGACCGCCUCGAUCUAGAGAAGGGAAAUAAGAUGGAUGUUCGCUCUUUCUCAAUGGCCAUUUUUGACCAUUCCAUUGAUGAUUCCCAGUUUGCUCCUGGAGUGACACCUUUGACACUGGCCUGUCAGAAGGAUCUGUAUGACAUUGUGACAAUGCUCAAUCAGAAAGGGCACGAAAUUCCUUGGCCGCAUAAAAUCUCCUGCACCUGUCUGGAGUGCAGGAAUGGGCGGCAGUAUGAUUUGCUCAAGUUCUCGUUGUCUCGUAUCAACACCUACCGGGGAAUUGCAAGCAGGGCUUAUCUAUCCAUCACCGCAGAAGAUGCCAUGCUCAGUGCCUUUCGACUCAGCCGGGAUCUACGCAAGCUGUCUAAAAAGGAACCUGAGUUUAAGCCUCAGUAUAUUUCCCUGGAGGAACUGUGCCAGGAGUUUGCCGUGGAGCUGCUCGGAAUGUGCCGGAACCAAAGUGAGGUCACCACCAUCCUGAACAGCCUCGGGGAUCAGGAUGAGGACAGCGAGGACGAGCUGGAACAGCAGACGUUUGAGGAGGGCAUUCCAAACCUGGCUCGCUUAAGGCUUGCUGUCAACUAUAAUCAAAAACAGUUUGUAGCCCACCCCAUCUGCCAGCAAGUGCUCUCCUCCAUCUGGUGUGGAAACCUUUCAGGCUGGAGGGGCAGUAGAACAGCCUGGAAGCUCCUGGUGUCUUUUGGGAUCUUCCUGACCAUGCCGAUCCUUUGCCUCAUCUACUGGAUCGCACCAAAGUCAAAGCUGGGGAAGACUCUGAGGAUCCCAGUGAUUAAAUUCCUCCUCCAUUCGGCUUCAUACAUGUGGUUCCUGAUCACGCUUCUGGGGGAAUCCAUUGCCAUGGAGGUGUAUCGAGACAGCUUUGCCUCUCGUCAGCAGACCAUCCUGCACAACUCCUUCCACAUGGUCUGGGUGGUUGGUUUUUUCUGGUUUGAGUGUAAAGAGAUCUGGAUCGAGGGCUUGAGGAGUUAUUUCCUAGACUGGUGGAACUGUCUGGAUGUGAUGGUUCUUAGCAUGUACCUGGCUUCCUUCGCCUUGAGAGUAGUCAUCAUGCUGAAGGUCCACUUCCUCUGCCAGUUACCUGACAAACAGGAGGAGUGCGUCUACUUCACCGAGACUUUGCGUGAAGAGUGGCAUCAGGAGGAUCCCCAGUUCAUCGCUGAGGUGCUGUUUGCGGUAACCAGCAUGCUGAGUUUCACUCGCCUGGCUUACAUCCUACCAGCACACGAGUCUCUUGGUACCCUGCAGAUCUCCAUCGGAAAGAUGAUUGACGACAUGAUGAGAUUUAUGUUCAUUUUGGUGAUCAUUGGAACCGCCUUCCUGUGUGGCGUCAACAAUGUCUAUGUCCCAUACAUGAUUUCUCCUAAUCUUGGAAGGUUAAAUGAAACCUUCAGCUUUCUCUUCUGGACCAUGUUUGGUAUGGCCGACCAGACCUACGUGGACAUGCCUGAGUUUGUUUUGGCUGAGUUUGUUGGCCGAAUCCUUUAUGGCAUCUACACUCUCAUCAUUGUCAUUGUUCUUCUAAACAUGCUUAUUGCUAUGAUCACCAACUCUUUUCAGAAGAUUGAGGAUGAUGCUGAUGUAGAGUGGAAAUUUGCCCGUUCUAAGCUCUACUUGAGUUACUUCAGAGAAGGACUGACUAUGCCUGUCCCAUUCAACAUCAUCCCCUCUCCAAAGGCCGUUUUCUAUCUGUUAAGAGGAAUUUGCAGACGGAUCUGCUGCUGCUGCUUCAACUGUAACUCUGCUCCAGACUACCCUCCUCUUGCAUCUAUGAAGAAUGAUGGGAGUCCAGGGGAGAGCCGCAUUUCAUACAGACAGCAGGUAAUCCGUGCUCUGGUUCAGCGCUACAUCGAAUCUGCCAGGAGAGAGUUUGAAGAGGCAAAACGCAAAGAUGUUGGGAACAGGAUCACAGAGCUGAGCAAAGUGAUUGGCACGCUGCACACUGAGAUGAAACACAUUCAAACAGAUCUGUUUGGCCAGUCAGACAACCCUACAGGAGACCCGUCAGGCGGAUCUUCUUUCCUGGGGAAGUACAUCCUUGGAGCCAAAAACAACUUCAGGGGCUUCAGCAAUGAGAGAAAAACUGUUCCAUUACAUGAGCCUAUACUCCAUGAAGAACCAGCAGAAGAGAGCGUAGAAGAAGAUGAAGAGUCACCGGCCGCUGACACAGAGCCAGAGCCAGAGUCAAUCGACGAGCAAAAAAACGAUAACGCUGUGGAAGACGUGAAUGAGACGGAGGAGGGAGAAGAUGAAGGGGACGAGCAGACAGGAAAUGAUGAUCUCACUGAGAUGAGUAUGGAGGGAGACGGUGAAAAGAAUACAGAGAGUACAAGCGAGACAGUCAUAGAUAUAGAGUCCACUACAGAUACUGAAAGUGAAGCUGGUGGAAAAACAGAAGAUGAGAUGAUAGCAGAGGAAGCCAGUGAUAACGUGGAGGAUUACGCCACAGGAGGAGAGGAUCUCGAUGAAACAGAAACUGAGGAAAACAGUAAUGAAACAACAGAUGAAACAAAUGAGGAUGUAGUUGAAGUCAUCGAGGAAAAUGCAGGUGAGGGAAUCAAGAUCGACCUGAAUCAGACAAACCUAGUGAGUUUCUUAGCAAAGAGGAUAGAGGAAAAGCUAGAGAAGAAUUUCACUUUAAUUGGAAACAAAGCAUCAUCUCCAACCGGCAGCGCUGACUCUCAAGACACCGGUUUUGGUUCUCAAGAAUUUGAUCUCUCGACUAGCGGCCCUUAAAGAUCGGAAUCGAUUAGUUGAAAUAACUAGAUUAUGAGGACCUUAAAACUAGCUGAGAGCAUUUUUAGUGUUUUGUGGUAAUAAAUGG
Molecule: messenger RNA, 4412 nt
Organism: Puntigrus tetrazona (Sumatra barb)
Lineage: Eukaryota; Metazoa; Chordata; Actinopteri; Cypriniformes; Cyprinidae
Product: short transient receptor potential channel 2-like
Exons: 21
Coding region: 47-4324 (1425 amino acids)
Biological process (GO): manganese ion transport; single strand break repair; calcium ion transmembrane transport
Cellular component (GO): membrane; cation channel complex; nucleus
Molecular function (GO): damaged DNA binding; inositol 1,4,5 trisphosphate binding; store-operated calcium channel activity
Source: RefSeq, a predicted model, not a curated record